This is a messenger RNA of Scylla paramamosain (green mud crab), 11329 nucleotides long. RefSeq lists its product as uncharacterized. Gene Ontology annotation, molecular function: nucleic acid binding; zinc ion binding. Lineage: Eukaryota; Metazoa; Arthropoda; Malacostraca; Decapoda; Portunidae. The transcript has 2 exons. The record is from RefSeq and is a predicted model, not a curated record. Gene Ontology annotation, biological process: DNA integration. The coding region runs from base 5530 to 10881 and encodes 1783 amino acids.
UGUGAUAAAUGUUUUUGUUUGUUGCUAUGUCCGUAGACCUGUUGUUAGGAAGAUAUGUUUGGCUUUCUCUAGCUGUUGAUGGACUCUACCUCUGUGUUGUAAACAGAGGAUAAGAGAGUCCUUCCUGUCUCUCUCUGCAGCUUGGCAAGUCACCUGGGGUUGAGUGCAUUUACUAGUUUCUAUACCCUUUGUUCUCCAUGACAUAUAGCUGUUGUAAAUCUUCCACUAUUAUCCUGAUAACCAGAUCGUCUAGUUCCUUCUUUUUAUUUGAAUCAUUCUUAUAAGGCUGAGCUCUCAUGAUGACCUCAAUCAGUGUGGAUUGUACAGAGGUAGAUGGUCUGGGGAUUUUGGCAGCAACUUUUGGUUAAUCUGAAUAUCACAUCCUUAUUACAUACAGGCAUGAAACUCACAUGUCAUGUAGGUUUGGUGACCUUGCCAUAAAUGUUAAAAAAAAAAAAAAAAAGGUCUGGUAUGGUUGUAAUAGCACUCAAGUGUGGAGAAAUUCAACAUUUUCUGAAGUCCAGUGAGCUCUGCACCAGAGUAAUCACUGAAAUUAUUUUCUUUUCUUUAUGACUGGGAUUUGUGGGUAGUGCCAUAUUAAGAUUUCAUGGUAUCUUUACAGUUGAUCUCUCCAAUCACGCGCUGCCACACAUGAGGCCACUUGUGAGACCAUUCAUGAGGCCACCAAUUACAACUUUCCACAGUCAUCAUUCAGACACCAUGAGUCAGAAACGUCCUCAUAGUCUGAUUCAUGAAGAGAAGGAGGAGGAGGAGGAGGAGAGGAUUGAUGAAGGGAAGGAGGAGGACGAGGUGACUACCAAUGGGGAAGAGGAGGAGGAGGACGACAACGAUGACGACAAGAUGACUGAUAUUGAGGAGGAGGAGGAGGAGGAGGAGGAGGACGAGGACGAGGAACAGAACGAGGACGAGGAGGAGGGCGAGGACGAGGAGGACAAGGACGAGGACGAGGACGAGGACGAGGACGACGAUGACAAGAUGACUGUCAUUCAAGACGAGGAUGACGAGGACAAGAUGGCAGGCAUUGAGGAGGACGAAAACGAAAUGGCUGGAUGUGAGGAGGAGGACAUGAGUAGCAGUGUGCAUGACAGCGUGAGAGAUGAGCCACGGGUUAGGCGCGGAGCUGGAGUGGCGUCAUCUGCUCCACAUCCGUGCUCUUGAAUUUUCCGAGUUUUCCACCAUCUGGCUACGACUACAGAGUCACUCUCAAACUAAACUUAUCUGUGCUGUAUACCUCUCACCUAACUCCUCUGACUAUAAGAAAUUCUUUGACUACUUAACUUCCAAAGAGGAAGGGAGGCAAAAGGGAAGAGGGUCAUUCUGACCCUCUUCCCUUUUGCAGAGAUCUCCAUUUUUGGAGACUUCAAUGUUCACCACCAGCUUUGGCUUUCCUCUCCCUUCACUGACCAUCCUGGUGAACUAGCCUACAACUUUGCUAUCCUCCACGACCUAGAACAAUAGGUGCAUCACCCUACUCGUAUUCCUGACCGUCUUGGAGAUACGCCCAACAUUCUUGACCUUUUCCUGCCCUCUAAUCCUUCUGCUUAUGCUGUCACCCUUUCUUCUCCGUUGGGCUCCUCCAAUCACAAUCUCAUAUCUGUAUCUUGUCCUAUCGCUCCAAUCCCUCUCCAGGAUCCCCCUAAGCGAAGGUGCCUCUGGCAUUUUGCCUCUGCUAGUUGGGGGACCUGAGGAGGUAUUUUUGCUGAUUUUCCUUGGAAUGACUACUGCUUCCGUGUCAGAGACCCGUCUUUGUGUGCUGAGCGCAUAACAGAGGUGAUAGUGUCUGGCAUGGAGGCGUACAUUCCUCACUCUUUUUCUCAUCCUAAACCUUCUAAACCUUGGUUUAACACAGCUUGUUCUCGUGCUAUACGUGAUAGAGAGGUGGCCCACAAAAGUUACUUAAGCCUUCCAUCACCGGAAUGUCAUGCACUUUAUAUUUCUUCCCAGAACCAUGCCAAAUCUGUUCUCCAACUAGCCAAAAACUCCUUCAUUAACAGAAAGUGUCAAAACCUUUCAAGAUCUAACUCCCCUUGUGACUUCUGGCAUCUAGCCAAAAAUAUCUCCAAUAACUUUGCUUGUUCUUUCCCUCCUCUAUUUCAUCCAGAUGGCACCACUGCUAUCACAUCUAUUUCUAAAGCUGAACUCUUCGCUCAAACCUUUGCUAAAAACUCUACCUUGGACGAUUCUGGGCUUGUUCCUCCCUCUCCUCCACCCUCUGACUACUUCAUGCCACCUAUUAAAAUUCUUCACAAUGAUGUUUUCCAUGCCCUCGCUGGCCCAAACCCUCGGAGGGCUUAUGGACCUGAUGGGGCUCCUCCUAUUAUUCUCCGAAACUGUGCCUCUGUGCUUGCACCUUGCCUAGUCAAACUCUUUCAGCUCUGUCUGUCAACAUCUAACUUUCCUUCUUGCUGGAAAUUUGCCUACAUUCAGCCUGUUCCUAAAAAGGGUGACCGUUCUAAUCCCUCAAACUACCGUCCUAUUGCUUUAAUUUCCUGCUUAUCUAAAGUUUUUGAAUCUAUCCUCAACAGGAAGAUUCUUAAACAUCUAUCACUUCACAACCUUCUAUCUGAUCGCGUGUAUGGGUUCCGUCAAGGCUGCUCUACUGGUGAUCUUCUGGGUUUCCUUACUGAGUCUUGGUUAUCCUCUUUUACAGAUUUUGGUGAAACUUUUGCUGUUGCCUUGGACAUAUCAAAAGCUUUUGAUAGAGUCUGGCACAAAGCUUUGAUUUCCAACCUACCCUCCUACAGCUUCUAUCCUUCUCUCUGUAACUUCAUCUAAAGUUUCCUUUCUGACUGUUCUAUUGCUGCUGUGGUAGAUGAUCACUGUUCUUCUAAAUCUAUUAACAGUGGUGUUCCUCAGGGUUCUGUCCUGUCACCCACUCUCUUCUUAUUAUUCAUUAAUGAUCUUCUAAACCAAACUUCUUGUCCUAUCCACUCCUACGCUGAUGAUACCACCCUGCACUUUUCCACAUUUUUUCAUAGACGUCCAGCCCUUCAGGAAGUAAACAUUUCAUGCAAGGAAGCCACAGAACGCUUGAAUUCUGAUCUUUCUAAAAUUUCUGAUUGGGGCAGAGUAAACUUGGUAUUGUUCAAUGCCUCAAAAACUCAAUUCCUCCAUCUAUCAACUCGGCACAACCUUCCAGACAACUAUCCCCUCUUCUUCAGUGACACUCAACUGUCCCCCUCUUCUACACUGAACAUCUUCGGUCUGUCCUUUACUUAUAAUCUGAACUGGAAACUUCACAUCUCAUCUCUAGCUAAAACAGCUUCUAUGAAGUUAGGUGUUCUGAGACGUCCCCGCCAGUUUUUCUCACCCCCCCCCAGCUGCUAACUCUGUACAAGGGCCUUAUCCGUCCAUGUAUGGAGUAUGCUUCACAUGUCUGGGGGAGUUCCACUCAUACUGCUCUUCUAGACAGGGUAGAAUUAAAAGCUUUUCGUCUCAUCAACUCUCCUCUAACUGACUCUCUUCAGCCUCUCUCAUCGCCACAUUGUUGCAUCUCUAGCUGUCUUCUACCGCUAUUUUCAUGCUAACUGCUCUUCUGAUCUUGCUAACUGCAUGCCUCCCAUCCUCCCGUGGCCUCGCUGCACAAGACUUUCUUCUUUCUCUCACCGCUAUUCUGUCCACCUCUCUAACGCAAGAGUUAACCAGUAUUCUCAAUCAUUCAUCCCUUUCUCUGGUAAACUCUGGAACUCUCUGCCUGCUUCUGUAUUUCCACCUUCCUAUGACUUGAAUUUCUUCAAGAGGGAAGUUUUAAGAUACUUAUUCAUCAAUUUUUGACUACUGCUUUGACUCUUUUAUGGGACUGGCAUUUCAGUGGGCAUUUUUUUUUAUUGGAUUUUUGUUGCCCUUGGCCAGUGUCCUUCCUACAUAAAAAAAAAAAAAAAAAUUCUCCUAACAGAGAGGAUGUUUUGAAAUGGAGUGACGGCCAUGACUUUGUGCCUCAUCUCCAUCACAUUGACUCAUCUUUAUCAGGGAUCACUCCAACCUUUCAAGUUGGGCCUUUGAGUCAUUUUUAGGUCACGAAAUUAUGGACAAAACUGUACAUGAAAUUAAUAUUCAACAUGACUAUCUUAUUAGUAAGCAGCAGGAAUAUUUGGAAGAGACAGGUGAAACACCACCCGAGCACAGCAGUCUCAACACUUGGAUCAACACCGAUGUUAGGGAAUUUUUUGUAUUUCUUGCUCUAGUACCAUUGAUGCCACAUUCAAAGAAGGCUAUGUUAAGUGAUUAUUAGAGAAAAGACCCUCUGCUCGACACACCUGCUUUCGAGAAAUACCUGAGUAGGUUUCAGGCAAUUCUGUUCCUUACACUUUGACAGUAACACAGAAUCUCGACCAACAGAUCCCAUUUGUAAAAUAAGAGAUGUAUUGAUGUUAAAAGAAAGUUUCAGUAAUUAUUUCAUACCAUUCUGUAAAUUAGUAAUUGACGAAUCUCUUGUGUUAUUCAGAGGUAGGUUGAAAUUUAAAUAGUACACGCAAACCAAAAGAAAUCGCUUUGGUAUAAAAUUGUUUGUUUUAUUUGACUGUGUUAGAUUUCUUAUCCCAUACUGGCUCCAACACUUAUUUCAGUAGAAAAGACACAAAAUGACUGGCAGUAUCUUGAAAUUGCUUGAAAAAUAUAUGGAUAAAGUUCACAUAUUACACACUGACAACUAUUACACAAACCCAGAUUUAUCAGUUUAUUUACACAGCAAGGGCUGUGGUUCAUGUACAACCCGCAAGAACAUGCCGCCAAAAUUAAAAAUUAGCAGGACUAGACAGUUGAUUUUAGCCUACAGUAAUCAGGAAAAGUGAUGGCUCUGCAAUGGCAUGACAAGUGUGAAGUUGUCAUGCUGUCUAUUAUCCACAUGGGACAAAUGAGAGACUGGCAAAACCCACUUCAAGUCAUAGGAACCCAUUAUAAAAUUCAAAGAGCUUUUUAUACCGCAUUUAUAAAGAGCAAAAAUUACACACGAUCAGGUACGUGUACACAUGAGGAACACAUCAUUAGGCAGUAGUUGAUCACUGCUCUCCCCUUGGGGACAACUGUGUCAAGUUGCCACUUACUCUUUUUCUACCAGAUUGUCGAAUAUUAUAUAGUCAUUAGUAUAUUUGGCUUCCGUUUAGCUUAGUUAGGCCUUAGAUAGAAUCAGCUGACGCCGUUUUCCUUUCAGGUUCCAACAUUUCUUCAGCUUUGGUAUUGACAUUUAUUGUACCAUUUAUAAUGUCUUAAGUGAGUAUUUCUAGGGGUAAAAGGACAUUGUUAUAUUUAUUUCUGUAUUUUGGGUAAACACAUGAAGCUGAUGUGAACUGUAGCACAACAUGAUGUUGUGCGGGUUUUGUGAAGUGUUGAGAGAGACAUUAGAAGCGCACUACACAGACGGGUUGUCUUUUUCUUGGCCUUCUCUUUUCAAGAUUCCUAGCAAGGAAAUGUCCCAUUUCGACAUUUUGGUGCCCAGACCCGGGAUACACAGUCCCCAAGGACUGCUACAUUAACAAGUUAAGUGUCUCCAGCCCUGCAUUUUAGAAGAAGAUGGAGAAGUUAGAGAAGGCCCGAGCAGCUUGUCAAGGAUGGCUGUCAAGAGUGUGUGUCAAGAUGGACGGACUCCUAGCCAAGAGCCCCCCAGCAACCUCCAGUGAGUUAGUAGAAGUUCUGGAAGAGUUUGAUAAGAGGCUUAACAAGUUAGAAGAAGUGCAGUCAGAGAUAGAAUUGGAGAUAAGUCCUGAGGCACUAGAGGAGUACUUGGACAAGGCAGAUGCAGUCAGACAGCAAGCCAGGCAGAAGAGAUUGUUGUGUGCUGACAAGCUUAAGAAACUGGCUGAGGGUGAUAAGGACAAGUCGGAUUCUUCAAGUACCACAGCCCCUCUCCAUGCAAAACUUCCCAAGCUAGAACUACCUAGAUUUGACGGUGACCUGAAGCAGUGGCAGAGUUUUUGGGAACAGUUCUCCUCACACAUAGACGACACUGAGCUGCCCACCAUUAGUAAGCUAACCUAUCUACUGUCACUACUAGACGGCACUGCUAAGGACGUGGUGGAAGGAGUGCCGCACACCUGCGCCAGCUACAAGACCGUCGUCGACCUGCUGAAGCAACGGUUUGGCAAGUCGGAGUGCAUCAUCCACGCCCACGUCCAGGCUCUCCUUGAUCUACAAGUUCCGGUCCACCAAGGCAAGACCUACAUCCUACAGCUGUGGAGACUUCGGGACGAGGUGGUCAAGCACACGAGGAGUCUAGAAGCCCAAGGAGUUACAGGCAAGCAAUGUGAAGUGCUACUAACCCCCAUGAUUGUUUCCAGACUGCCCACAGAGUUAAGGUUAAACUGGUCAAGGGAUUGUAGUGGACAUGAAAGUGAUCUUGAGUGGCUUCUUAGUUGGCUUCAAAGGGAGAUUGAAGUGAUAGAAAGGAGUGAAAUGUAUAAGGGCAAUGUUAAGAGUUUAGAAGGAAGGAAGGGUAGUAAGGAUAGUAAAGAAGUACAUAAGGGAAACAAGGAAAAAUUGUUCACAGCCUCGGCUUUACAUGUGACUUCCCCGCCUGAAAGAUCAGAUUGUGUGUUUUGUAGUAAGAGAAACCACAAGUCUGAGAAGUGCUACAAGUUUCUGGUGUUGGAUGGGCAGCAGAGGUUUGACAAGAUAAGGGAAUUGGGUGUGUGUUUUAGAUGUUUAAAUAGUGGUCAUAAGUCUAGAAGUUGUAAGGCCAAAUGUUCCAAGUGUCGUGGUGACCACAAUAGUACCAUGUGUGGUGUUAAGUUGAGUGUGGUCCCUAAGGCCGAAGUAGAGGAGAGUAAACAGACGGGCACCCAAACCCUUGCGAUGUUGUCAGGCCACUACAGGAACAAGACUGUGUUACAAACAGCUAAGGUAAAGGUAGUGAACCAUAAGGGGGAUAUUGUUACUGCAAGGCUGAUGUUUGACAAUGGCUGUGAUAGGUCAUAUGUUACCAAUAAGUUUGUAGGAAGAUGUAAACCUGAAUGGGUCACCAAUACAGAAGUCCCUUAUAGUUCCUUUGGUGGCCAUAGCUCAAGCAAGUGUGUACAAAGUAGUCUAUACAAGUUGAAGCUUUUAGAUGAUAAGGGUGAUUUGUUUUCCCUUGUGUUGGCAGGCAUUCCCAUUAUAUGUGAACCGCUAAUUAGGCCAGUAGUACCAGAACACAUUUUAAGUGCCUUUAAUCAUUUAAAGUUUGCAGAUGACUUUGACCAUAGUUCUCCUUUAGACUUAGAUAUCCUUAUUGGUCUGGACUACUACUGGAGCCUAGUAACGCCUAGUGAUGCAGUUCAAGUGGGGUUGACAGUUGCCCUGAAAUCAGUGUUUGGCUGGACCUUGAGUGGAAACACUGGUAAAUUUUCUGACACUACAGGUGUGCCUUUACUGCCAACCUUUAAACCUUCGUCACCUCAACUCUUGUGCAUCUCUAAAGUCACUGAUGCUGAUAUGUCUAACUUUUGGGAUUUGGAGACUAUUGGCAUAAGUAGUAGCAAGGAAAGUAAGGAAGACGUUAGAGAUAAGAUUGUUCAAGAAUAUAGUGAUAAGAUCAAGUUUGUAGAUGGUAGAUAUGAAGUCCACUUGCCGUGGAAGGACAACCCUAAGAAGGAUACUUUGAUGAGUAAUGAAGUUCAAGCUAAGAAGAGAUUAAAUAAGCUUUUGGUGAAGUUGGAUAAGGACGAAGACUUAAAGGCUGAGUACAUGAAGGUAUUUGCCGAGUAUGAGCAUUUAGGAAUCAUUGAAGAGGUGCCGGUAGAGGAAAUUGUACACCCUGGCCCUGUUUACUACAUGCCUCACAGGCCAGUUGUCAGACUCAGCAGCAGCACCACAAAGGUACGACCAGUCUUUGAUGCGUCUGCCAAGGGUCCUAACGGGAUUUCUCUCAAUGACUGUAUGACAACGGGUCCGUCUCUCAACCCAGACCUAGUAGAGAUAUUAAUUAGAUACAGACGCUGGCCCUAUGUAGUUACUGCUGAUAUUGUUAAAGCUUUUUUGCAAAUAAGUGUACAGAGCCAAGAUAGAAAUGUUCAUAGAUUUUUUAUGCCAGCCGAAGGUGGAGUUAGACACAUGAGGUUUACUAGAGUUGUUUUUGGCAAUACAUCAAGUCCUUUCCUUCUUAAUGCUACGAUUAAGACACAUUUGAGUAAGUACUCUGAGUGUGAAGUAAUUCAGGAUCUUCAGAGAGACAUGUAUGUAGACAACUGGUUCAGUGGGGCUGAUAGUGAAGUAGAGGCAGUAAGGAAGUACACCACAGCCUACAACAUUAUGUCUGAAGCCAACAUGUCUCUUGAGAAGCUUGUAUCCAAUAGUUUAGUAAUUGCAUCAAAAUGUAAUGACAAGGUUCACUGUGUACAGGACGAUGAAGUUAACAGUGUACUAGGUUUGAAGUGGUCUAAGGACAGUGAUGUUUUUUCUUAUUGUGGUCUAGACCUGGAUUUCCCUUUGGAAUUAGCAUGUACCAAGAGGACAGUAUUAAGUUUAAUAGCUAAGAUUUUUGAUCCAUGUGGAUUUAUCAGCCCAUUUACCAUGUAUGCUAAGAUACUUUUCCAAGAUAUUUGGAAGUCAGGUGUGUCCUGGGAUGACAAGUUGUCACAAGAUUUAGAAGUAAGAUUUGAAAAAUGGGUAAGGAGUACCAGACAUUUGAGUCCAUUAGUUAUAGGUAGACAUUAUUUUCCCCAUGUACCUUGGAAAAGUAUUGAGUUUAUUGAGAUUCAUGGGUUUGGGGAUGCCUCGGAAAAAGGUUAUGGGGCGUGUGUAUACCUAAGGCUAUGUCUUGACAGUGCAUGUAACACUUCAUUGGUUGUAUCCAAGAGUAGAGUGGCACCAAUCAAGAAAUUAACCCUGCCUAAGCUAGAACUGUUGGGAGCAUUGCUUUGUGCCAGAUUGGUGGUGUUUGUGAAGAAGGCUCUGUAUCUUAAGAUUAAGACCCAAGUGACGUGUUGGACUGAUUCCACUAUUGCAUUGGGAUGGAUAAGGAAUGAUCCAAGUUUAAAGGAUGUAUAUGUCAACAACAGAGUUAGAGAGAUUCAGCACCUGACACCUCCAAGUAACUGGUAUCAUUGCAAGGGGACAGAAAAUCCUGCCGACUUGAUAACCCGAGGGUUACUAGCAGAGAGCCUUCUUGGAAAUGAUCUGUGGUUUAGCGGUCCUAAGUAUUUGUCUGACCCCACAUUUAGAGUCCAGGAAAGAGAUGCUUUAACUGCCAGCAUUAACACUGUGAAUGUUGUACUUGAGAAUAAUUUAGCAUGUUUAGCUGUUCAGACUAGGACACCCAUUUUUGACCUUGAGAGAUAUAAUGAUCUUGCUAAGUCACUAAGAAUUGUUGGGUAUGUUUUGAGAUUCAUAAAUAAUUGUAAAAGUAAAAGGUUGGGAUGUGAGUUGGAAACUUGUAGAUUUACAACUGAAGAACUAGAGUUUGCCGAAUUAAAAUUAAUCUAUGUAGAGCAGAGACAAGCCUUCCCAGAUGAAAUCAAAGCCAUAUCCAGUGAGCGGUCUCUUCCUAAGCAUUCCAAGCUAAGCAAAUUAAACCCAUUUCUUGAUCAAGAGGGUAUUCUAAGAAUCAAGGGUAGAUUACAAUUUUCUAGUCUGGGUUAUAACUCAAAACAUCCCAUCAUUCUUCCUAAGGGUCACUUUUCUAAGUUGUUAGUACAAUUUCAACAUAAGUUCAUGAAGCAUGCAGGUGUAAACAGCAUUGUGUCAUCAUUAAGAACUAGUUUUUGGGUGAUUGGGUUAAGAAGAAUGGCAAAGACGGUGGUUAGAGAGUGUUUGAGUUGUCGGAGGCACGACAGCCGUCCUUGCAGUCAACCUGUUGCCCCUUUACCUGACCUGCGAGUCAACCCUGCACCUCCGUUUGCAGUUACAGGUUUAGAUUUCACUGGCCCUUUAUUUAGUGCUGAUCAUCCAGGGAAAAAAUUGUAUGUGUUACUUUUUACCUGUGCUGUUAUUAGAGCUGUACAUCUAGAACUCACAGAGUCCAUGUCAUUGGUCGAUUGUAUGCGGGCCAUAAGGAGAUUUGUUGCUCGUAGAGGGAUUCCUAAUGUUUUCUAUUCCGACAAUGCAAAAACAUUUGUUGCAGCCUCCACAGAAGUACAGAAGGUGUUUGGUCAUCUAGCCCCAAGGUGGAAGUUUAAUGUACCAAGGUCCCCAUGGUGGGGCGGGUGGUUUGAGAGGCUCAUUGGUUCAGUCAAGCUAGCUUUAAGGAAGUCUUUGGGAGUUAAGUAUGUAAGCCAGUCUGAGUUAGAAACAAUUCUUAUAGAAAUUGAGUCGUGCAUUAACUCUCGACCAUUGACCUUUGUGAGUGAUGACCCAGAUUUUGAUCAUUAUCUAACUCCAUCACACUUUAUUCUUGGUAGGAACAGCACAUGUACACCUUCUGAUGUUGAUGAAUCCCCUAUUAUAAGCCCUGAAGACUUGUACAUUAGAAAGAAUAUAAGAAAUCAGAGGUUGGAACAUUUUUGGAAGGUGUGGAGAGAAGAUUAUAUAGCUAAUUUGCCCCCUGUAGUAAAAGGUUUCAACCAGAAAUGUAAAGUGGAUGUUGGUAGUGUUGUACUCAUUAGAGGAGACAAUGUACCCAGACAACGGUGGCCCAUGGGUGUGAUUGUUAAUGUGUAUCCCGGUAGAGACGGUGUGAUUCGCAGUGUUGAUGUUAAGACAGGAAAAGGCAUUUUCAACCGGACUAUUCAAACCCUGCAUGAUUUAGAGAUAAAUCCUCAUUUAGACACUGAUGUGAUAACUCCUCAACCAGUACUUCAUGAUCAGGCAGUACAAGAUGAUGUAACUUCAAGUGUAGCUAAUGAUGACUCUGUACAAGAUUGUGAUCCUGAGGAGGAGGAGGAGGAGGAGGAGGUAGCUGUUUAUACUUCAAGGGGUCGGCUCGUUAAAAGGCCUCACAGAUUAGAUUUAUAAGUUGUACAUUUAUUAUGUAUGGUGGUAGGUCAUGUGUUGUGUUUGUUUAUGGGAACUAUUGGGUUAUGGUAUGAUAUGGUAUGAUGUUAGAUACUUAUUGUACGAGGUAUUUGUUUGGAUAAGUUGCUUCGCCCCUUAUGGUGGGGAGGAUGUCGAAUAUUAUAUAGUCAUUAGUAUAUUUGGCUUCCGUUUAGCUUAGUUAGGCCUUAGAUAGAAUCAGCUGACGCCGUUUUCCUUUCAGGUUCCAACAUUUCUUCAGCUUUGGUAUUGACAUUUAUUGUACCAUUUAUAAUGUCUUAAGUGAGUAUUUCUAGGGGUAAAAGGACAUUGUUAUAUUUAUUUCUGUAUUUUGGGUAAACACAUGAAGCUGAUGUGAACUGUAGCACAACAUGAUGUUGUGCGGGUUUUGUGAAGUGUUGAGAGAGACAUUAGAAGCGCACUACACAGA